AUGAGCGAGAGCCCUUCUGAUAAAGAGCCUCAGGAAAAUGAAAAUAAUUCCGAUAAUGAGAUAGAGGAAGAAAACGAACAUAUUGCUCCAAAAGAAGAGAAGAAGGAACAAGGAAAAGAUGAAAAUGCGAUAAAACCUAAAAAGAGAAGACAUUCUUUCUCCUUCAUUCCAGCUGCUAAAAAAUCAGAUCAGUUAGUAAGAUGCAAUUCAGAAAUAUUUAAUGUUAAAGAGCUUGAAGGAACUGAGAAACCAAAAAUAAAAGGCAAAAAAUGCACGAAAUCAGCAGAAACUUUACUAUACGAAAGUUUACACAGACUAGCCACGACGUAUCCUUAUUUCAUUCGAGACAUUUCGGAUUUUGUUUUUUCAACACAUCAUCGGCCAUAG
Messenger RNA from Trichomonas vaginalis G3, 387 nucleotides. Its product is annotated as protein kinase protein. Lineage: Eukaryota; Parabasalia; Trichomonadida; Trichomonadidae. The transcript has a single exon. The record is from RefSeq and is a predicted model, not a curated record. Bases 1 to 387 code for a protein of 128 amino acids.